CUCAUCUCCAGUGGCUACCGAUGGUACUACUGAUCCCUAUAACUACACGAAUGAAACUCAAAUGUAUUUUUCCAGGUCAAAGAAGUCAGACUCCAAAAGAUGCUUGCAGCAUAAUUCCAUUUGUGUGGCCUUCUCAGAAUGACAAGAUUAUAGGGAUGAAGAGGAGAUCAUUGGUUGUAUGGCACAGGAAUGGGAAAGAGUUGAAGUGAUAUGUAUAGGAAGUUAAUUUGGUUAUUGGACCUCUAACUGUUGCUGCAACAAUUCUACUAUGCAUUUGUGGAUCCAGGCGUAGUGGUGCGUUCAUGUAAUCCUAGCUCUUGGAUGCUGGAAGCAGGAAGAUUCAGUUCAUCCCCAUUGACAUAGUGAGCUCAAGACCAGUCUAGACUUCAUGAGAGCCUGUCUCAAAACACAAACUUCAUAGAGAUGAAUACCAAGAAGAGUGAAUUAUGUGUAUCCUUGCAUAUUAUAAAUCUAUUAUACGAAAACCAGCAUAUAUUCAUGAAAGAGUAAUUAUAUUUUCCAAGACGGAAAAAGGCAUUAUAUUACACGAUUGUGAAUUGGUUGGAUGAAGGGCAGCUAGAUUCUAAGCUUGGCUCCUACACUCAAACAGUUGCUGUAUGUUGUUUGGGGCUGGAGUAUAGAGUGAAAAUCAAGCCUUACAAGGAUAGGUAGUUGGCCAAAUGAAGCCUUUUAAACCUUUCCAGGAACAAUUCUAGGAUUGACCUACAAAUGACUCUUAACUGGAGAAUUUCCUACCUUUGAGAAUAGAUAUUUAUACUGAAAUAUUCUUACAAUUGCAUUAGUUAUGGGACAAUAGAAAUUAUCUAAUUGUAAGUUCACUUGAAAGAGGUUUUCCAGUAGCAGACAAGGAAGUCAUAGGUCUUUGGAAGUGAGAAGUAUUUAAUGUGUCCUUGAUGGUUUCAUAUUACAGGGGCUACAGGAGAAGAAAUGUGUGUAGUCUUUAGAUAUUGAGAACUGCCUUUGUGUGACAGCCAGCAAGGCCACAGGGACCUCAAACCAUACUCACAAGAAAGUGGAUUCUGAUAACACCCUUGGAAGGGAAUGUUUCAUCAGAUUCUCCUGAUAAGAGCCCAGCCCUGUUGAUAUGACUUCAGCAUUGCAAAUUUGCACAGGAUCUCCCUCUUCAGGAUACAGAGUCCAGUUCCAACUUCACGCAAUUCAGCAUGAGAGCGCUCAGCCCAGACCGAGGUAGUGCAUUCCACAGGACUCACUUCAUCUCAUAGAAUAAGCCUCUGUCUGUGGACAGCAGGUACAGUGUCAGACCCUUAGGUGGUUGUACUGUUAGAAGCUUUUCCUUUGAUUGAGCCAAAAAUGAGUCUCCCUGGCGGUUCCGCCCUUGGGUCUUGCUCUAGCUUGCCCUUUGAGGUCGUACAGAACAAGCAGAAUUCAUUGCAGUCGAAUCCUCGGGUGUUUCAAAAUGACUGCUGUCUCUCCAAGACUUUUCUCUGCUUCACAGAUAAAGGGUUUUCCUUUGUCUAUAUUUUUAAAAAUACAUACAAUUUAAUCAUCUGUUAAAACGUAUAGACAUCCAUAUAUUGAGAAUUUCCUGCAUCCUACUUCUCCCUUUCUAGACAUACUCCCCAUCCGUACCCACGCAACUUCGUAUCUUUAUUCUUAUUUUUUGUUCAUCAGACAACAUCAGUUCAGUUGUGGAAAUCGUUUCAAAAAAAUCACAAAGAAGGAAGUGACGCUUCACCUUACUCUCUAACCCCCUGAGCUGACAAUUGCAACAUCUUUUCUUCUAACCAGCCCAUUUUUUUCUGUGCAUACUGUACAUUCCACAUCCAUUAUCAAAAUGGAAUCGUCCUUAGUGACAUUUUCGAAACUGAGGCGUUUCGCUCUUGAAUACAUAGGCUGUUUGUGCAUUCUUUCACUGGAACAUUUUAAACAUGAAGUUGUUUUCUUCCUUUUCUUUUUUUUUCUGAUGCUAGGGGUCAAACCCCGCUAUGGCCGUGCUCCAUCACUGAGCCGUAUCACCAGCUCUGUCUUUACUUUUUAUUUUCUUUGCAGUACGGAUCACAGUGAGGCUCAAAUUCAAGCAGAGUGCUGAGAGGCGGGAGCUACAUAGGGAGCCCUUGAAUCAAGUGCGUCACACUCUUUAACAUCUAGCUUUACAGUUUUCUUCACUGAUACGAUGAAUCUGACUGCUCAGUAUGCGAUUACAUGAAUUGUCCACGAUUAGUAAAACUAACGGGUUUCCUAUUAUUGGACACUGAGGCGGUUUCUAAUUUUUGAACAUUACAAACCAGGCUGUGAUGAACAUCCAAGACACUAAAUCUAGGCAGGUGCUGGCCACUGAGGUCAGGAGGAAUAUUUUUGAACCCUCUAAGCAUGAAGUGCCUGCCAGUUGUUGUAACUGGAAGCUUUUUGGCCAAGGCCCAGAAGGUGGCUAAUACCAAGCGCUCUGCUCAGACCGUUUGGCUUGCUGGGGUCGGUGCCCAUUACCCAGCUCUUGUCACAGAGUGUUCAGGCUGGCAGGGCCCUGGGGACCCCUAGGCCAGCACCCUCAUCUCACGUGAGAGGACGGAGGCCUCCUAUGGUCCUUUGGCAGCACAGUGCUGGGCAGAGCCCUCCCAGCCUCCAGCACCUGGGCUCCUAAACUAGAAGCUGAGCUGUGCCAUUUGGAAUCUGCCCUGCAAACUCCCUGGGCCUGCUCCCCACACCACACAACUCUCUGCUGAUGCCAGAGGGGGCUUUAGGCACUUUUGCAAGGCAACUGAGCAGUGAGGUGGGGGGGGGGAGGCAUUGAAAGAUGUCUUGAGGUUUCCCCUGCAAGAGACUGGACCUGUGCCACCCAGAAGCCCUCUUUAUCCUAAGCCACGUGACAGGCUUCAUGGCAGUGAUCCUGUAUCAGGUCCACCUGGCAAAUCUACUUGGGAUUUGAGCUGAAAUACCUGGUGAGUUCCUCUCUCUCCUCAGAGCUGGCAGCCUCCUUUUCUCACUGGGAAGCAGCUUUGCUAGAGGUCCAUGUACCCAGCCCUCUGGCCCAGACAAACAUGGGUGCCUUGUGUGCUAAUGAGCUCCACUCCUUCCCACCUUUGGCCUUGGUAGUGCCUGGGGAGUUCACACAAAUGGCGUGAAAUUUGCCCCCUGCUUUGUUUUCCUUUCUGAGUUGGAGCUACAGCAGACCCCUUGCCUCCACGGGACCCUGUUUAUUCAACUGGGAGAGAUUUCACACCCAAGAACAUAGCUGUCUCUCCAGGAGCCCCCUCCCUAAACCUUCACAACCAUCCCACAUUCCGCCACCCCUGCACUGCCUGAAUAAUUGAUGAGUCAAGGCAGGGCUUAUAAAAGGGUCUCUGGGGGAAAAGCCGAAAGAGUGCUGAAGGUUCUGAGGACUGGAACAGCCCACAGCCAUCUGACUCGGUGUCCCAAGGAUGGACCCUGCUCCUGCUGCUGCUCCCCCUGGCCUGGCCCUGGCCCAAGCUCCUGCUGUAGCACAAAACAAUGGACAAGAAGUUUCUGGAAGUGGAAGAGAAACUUGUCUUUGGAGACCCUGGCUAUCCUCCAUAAAUGAUCGCCCAAGGCAGGCUGCUGGUGGGGCAACAGCUGCUGAGGCCACCAAGGCUGAGUCUGAGUUCCAUCACCCUGUCAGACUCUUCUGGCCUAAAUCCCGUUCCUUUGACUACCUGUACAGUGCUGGGGAGAUAUUACUACAGAAUUUCCCUGUCCAGGCCACCAUCAACUUAUAUGAGGAUUCUGACAGCGAAGAGGAUGAGGAAGACAAGGAGGAGGAUGAAGAGGAAGAGGCCAUUCGAUGCCGUCUGGUAAGUGAAGUGGAAUCUCCCAGAAGCCAGAUGCACCACCUUGGAGUAAGUUUGCAUCCGUCCUGUCCUGUGGUCCUUUCCAUACUCACUAAAGAAACGGACUGUGGUAAGAACGGAAAUGCUGCAGUCACGGCUGCACAGGAGUCAGGACCAGCACCCAGAGCCUUCAUGUCAAGCUCAGCGCUUCCCCCCAGCCCUUUCAGUCACUCAUGGCCCUGAGUUCAGUCCAAGGAUGAGGCACUUGUACCCCAGGACAUGACUGAGUCUUGAAUGUCACAUCAUUGUACUCUGAUACGCAGUUUCCUGCUUCUACAGAGGCUGAAGUUGUAUUCCAGAUGAAUUGUCAAACUAGACAUCUUCACAUAAAAGAAACGGCAGCAUGUUGCUAGGCCAGGCGACCAAACAUAACCACAUCUUAAACCCAUGCCAAGAAUCCGGUCAAAGACUAGAAGACAGUUGUGAAGCGAUACGAACAUUAGCUCCUCAGCUGAACACUGUGCUCACAGCCAGCUUGGAGCUGCCUCCCAUCUCCUGUUAGAACUAAGCACUGGGUCUCAGAAGGGCAACUUGUCUCUAGUACGUGCAAGGAUUGUGCAGUGCUGAUGUGUGUCAUCGGCAUGGCUCCCAGUGGCAGCAUCUCUUCACAGGCACUGGGGGAAAGAGGAGUGACAAUAAAUAACUCAAAGCUCUCAGCGUCACUUGACAUGACUCAGGGGCAGAGAACGUAGGCUUGACAGUCAGUUCCAGGGCUGUGUCCUCCUAUUCUAGCACACUGGCAACAAUCCAAGCAGGACUGAGAUAAAUUACUGAGCCCAAAGACCCCCUCCCUAGCCCUUAUUUGACAUGGGAGCCCUGGCAAGCAUGGCUCCGAGGAGAGAGGAAAUUUUGUUACUUCCUCUUGCUGGAUUUCUGAAUGACACUGAAUUUCUCUUUGUGCUGUCACUUGAUCCUCACUCUCUCGUCACCAUGGCAACCCAAGUGAAGGAGCCACCAUUGAAAUCAAUGCCUUAACGAUAGGCAUUUGUGGAGCAGCAAGUGCACACUGUCUGACAUUGGGGAAGCAGAACACUUUUAACCCUGUCUCCACGCUUCAGCCGUGGUCUAUGGCAGAAUACUUUCACUUGUAAUUCCAGACACUUCAUAUAGCCCUCUCUUCAGUCUUUCUACAUGGGAAUUACUAAUCGGAUUAGCUGGAGAUCAAGUCCUGGGCCUCCUGUCAUUAGUGAGCAGAGUCAUCAUAGCGAGAUAUGAUACCCAUCUGUGAGUACACAUCCAUCCGCCACUGGAUUAGUAGGUCAGGCCACAUCCGUUCUGAAGACUUUGACUUCUCAGGCUCAGAGACAAGUAUCGUUCUGCUACAUUUUUCCCAAUCCCUCAGAACCAGAGUCCCCUGAAAUGGAAAAAGUGGGGGAAAGAUGGGGCCAACAAGUCAAUGCUGAACUGUCAAAUCAAGGUUUUACUGGUAUUCACUGCUGUGUCAGAGAGAAGGGCGAGUGUUAAGACUCAGCUAUGAAAUUUCAUUUUGGACCCACAGCACCUAUGGUUUCAGUUCUAUCCCAGGCUGUGUCCGCUAUGGGCAGAAUGGGGGCACAUACUAAUUUUCCUCAUCCACCACUGACUUCUGAGGAAAUGGGGCAUACAUUCAAAUUAAAUUCAAAUUCUUUUUUUCAUAAUAACUUUUAAACUGACACAGUAACUAUGCACACUACUGGUAGGCAUUCCAGUGCAUUUAUAAUGCCAAAUAAAGACAGGAUCAGGGUAAUUGGGUUAUCUAUUCCCUACAAAGAUUUCUCUGUGUUAAGAACAUUAAAAUUCCUCUGUACUGGC
This is a messenger RNA of Mesocricetus auratus (golden hamster), 5615 nucleotides long. It is a transcript of the gene Ripply1, whose product is annotated as ripply transcriptional repressor 1. Lineage: Eukaryota; Metazoa; Chordata; Mammalia; Rodentia; Cricetidae. Gene Ontology annotation, cellular component: nucleus. Gene Ontology annotation, biological process: negative regulation of transcription by RNA polymerase II; embryonic pattern specification. The coding region runs from base 3399 to 4007 and encodes 202 amino acids. The transcript is spliced from 7 exons. The record is from RefSeq and is a predicted model, not a curated record.